Molecule: messenger RNA, 591 nt
Organism: Schistocerca cancellata (South American locust)
Lineage: Eukaryota; Metazoa; Arthropoda; Insecta; Orthoptera; Acrididae
Product: ubiquitin carboxyl-terminal hydrolase MINDY-3-like
Exons: 3
Coding region: 1-591 (196 amino acids)
Biological process (GO): protein K48-linked deubiquitination
Molecular function (GO): cysteine-type deubiquitinase activity; calcium ion binding; K48-linked deubiquitinase activity
Source: RefSeq, a predicted model, not a curated record
AUGCCGCAGGUGGGCUUUCUGACGGUGAUGGAGCGCGCGCGCCACUGCGAGGUGGGGGCGUGUCUGAAGAGCCCCCGCCAGCCGGUGUGGCUGCUGGCCAGCGAGACGCACCUCACCGUGCUCUUCUCCGCCGAGAGGCGCCUCGCCGGGGACUGGGCGCCCACAGAACAGGCGCGCCGGGUCUUCCGGCAGUUCGACGCCGACGGCGGCGGCUUCGUGCCCAGAGCUCUGCUGCCCGAUGUGCUCGCCGCCCUAGGCAUGACGGCGGACGGAGACUUCACGGACGUGCUGUGCGAGCAGCUGGACCCGGACGGGUGCGGCGUGGUGCUGGAGUCUGCCUUCCUGCGCGAGCUGUGUCCGCCCUCGGAUCCGCUGCCCCCCUCCUUCAUCCUGUACCACUACAACGGGCUGUCCGGCUCCGCGCCCGACGGCAAGGUGGUGUACCGCGUGGCGCAGGCGUUUCUGGAGGACGAGCAGGACGCGCGCAGCUACGAGGAGCGGCCGCCCGUCGACAUCCUGGGCUGCCUGCAGACCAAGUGGCCCGCCAUCCGCCUGCGCUGGCUCGCCGGCGCCCCGCCCUCGCUCAACUAG